Molecule: messenger RNA, 354 nt
Organism: Phycomyces blakesleeanus NRRL 1555(-)
Lineage: Eukaryota; Fungi; Mucoromycota; Mucoromycetes; Mucorales; Phycomycetaceae
Exons: 2
Coding region: 1-354 (117 amino acids)
Biological process (GO): spliceosomal snRNP assembly; RNA processing
Cellular component (GO): precatalytic spliceosome; U2 snRNP; spliceosomal tri-snRNP complex
Molecular function (GO): RNA binding
Source: RefSeq, a predicted model, not a curated record
AUGUCAAUCGGCGUUCCCAUCAAGCUUCUUCAUGAGGCACAAGGUCACAUUAUUUCUUUAGAACUUAAGACUGGUCAGCUGUACCGUGGUCAGCUUCUUGAAGCCGAAGACAACAUGAACAUCCAGUUGAAGGAUAUUACCGUUACCGGACGCGAUGGUCGUGUUUCACAGUUGGAUCAAGUUUAUAUCCGUGGAUCGCAUGUUCGAUUCUUUAUUGUUCCCGACAUGUUGAAGAAUGCGCCAAUGUUCAAGCGAGUAGGUCCUGGUGCACUAAAGGGUAGAGGUAUUGGUCUCGGUCGAGGUAGAGCUACCGUGGCACGUGCUCAAGGUAAUGAAUUACGAGAGAUAGAUUAA